Strongyloides ratti is the source of this 1356-nucleotide messenger RNA. Its product is annotated as Transcription initiation factor TFIID subunit 6. The record is from RefSeq and is a predicted model, not a curated record. NCBI's taxonomy places the organism in Eukaryota, Metazoa, Nematoda, Chromadorea, Rhabditida, Strongyloididae. The transcript is spliced from 2 exons. Gene Ontology annotation, biological process: transcription initiation at RNA polymerase II promoter; RNA polymerase II preinitiation complex assembly. The coding region runs from base 1 to 1356 and encodes 451 amino acids. Gene Ontology annotation, cellular component: transcription factor TFIID complex; SLIK (SAGA-like) complex; SAGA complex. Gene Ontology annotation, molecular function: RNA polymerase II general transcription initiation factor activity; protein heterodimerization activity; transcription coactivator activity.
AUGGCAAGUGAUGAAGAUGUAAAAAAAGCAUAUGAUGCACAAUUUGUAAAAACGUUAGCAAGUAAUGUUAAAAGAAUAGAUAUAUCUGUUCAGGGUGCCAAACUAAUUGCAGAUCAUGUCACAUAUCUAGUUAAAGAAGUCCUAGAACAAGCCGCUAAAUUUCAAAGGCACAGUCGAAGAAAGCAAAUGGUUGGAGAGGAUUUUGAGAAUGCUCUUGCAUAUCUUGGUCACCAGCCACAAACGGGAUUUUCUAUGAAACAAAGUCUUCCAUAUUCUACUAUUCAGUCAUUUGCUGAGGGUAUUCCAAUAACUAAACAAAGUGAAGUUGAUGUUAGUAAAUUGGUGCAUCAUCCAAAAACAAUGAUUAGGCCAUUGGCAAUGGAAUUAUAUGCACAUUGGUUGGUGAUUGAUGGUGUUCAACCUCUUAUUCCAGAGAACCCUUCACCAGAAGUUUAUACCUCUGAACCAGAAAAGAAAAAAGAUAAAGUUAAAAAAGAAGAAUCAAUCUCUAAUUCUCCAUAUUUACUUGGAUCAGCAACAAGAGAAUUAUUAAAAACAGAACAAAUACAAAUAAAAACGGCAACAACCCAUGCAAUAUCUCUUGAGCAACAAGUAUUUUUCAAUGAAAUUAUGCGAAUAAUAAUUAGUAGUAAUGAAAAUCAAAGAUUAGAAGCAAUAACAACAUUAAAAGAUGACAGAGGUCUUCAACCACUAAUACCAAGAUUUGUUUGUGCAAUGGUUGAUGGUAUUUUAACAAAUGUUGUUGCACAAAAUAUGGCCUUGGUUAUUUAUCUACUAAGAGGUAUUAGAGCACUAGUUCAAAAUCCCGUUGUUGAUUUAGAAGAAUGUUUACAUCAUGUGUUACCAGCUGUCAUCUCUAGUAUUGUUGCAAAAAAAAUGGGUAAGAGUACAGAAGAUCACUGGAAAUUAAGAGAAUUUGCUGCACAAAUACUAAAAGAUAUUGUUAAUUGUUACUCACAAAAUAGAGAAUUAUUGCCACGUGUGACAAAAGCAUUAUGUAAUUUUUGGAAUAUCAAAGAUACAACAACUACAACAUUGUAUGGUACUCUUUAUACUCUUCAUAAGCUAGAAUUCCCUUGUUUUGAAAAUAUCAUUAGUUUUCGUUUACCAGCAGUGGCAAAAAUGAUUCAACCAACACAAAAUGAACUUGAUAUUAGUAAGGUUACUCAAGUUGUUCCUCCUUCAGUAAAAAUGAAUGAAAUGGUUAUGAUUGUGUGUGAUGAUUAUAUUAGAAGAAAAAAUGUUGACUUUAAAUCAUUUGAUGACUAUAAAAAAAUAUUUGGUAAUCUUGCUGGUAGUGUCCAACAAUUUAGAACAUCACGUAAACGUAUUUAA